AUGGGGGAGUCAAUUCCUACACGUCCCAAGAAGUUCAAUACUGAGCUGACUGAUUACUCUCUACCUCGCCACCAGCAAGAUGGUCCGUAUGCUGACAACCUGGACCUUGAUGCAAUAAUUGUUGGUGCCGGUUUUGCUGGCAUCUUCAUGCUCAAGACUCUCCGGGAUCGCGGAUACAAGGCUGUUAUUUUUGAGGCGGGAAACGACCUUGGAGGAACCUGGAGAUGGAAUUCGUAUCCCGGAGCAGCAGUAGAUUCGGAAGUUCCCGAGUAUGAAUUUUCUUGGCCGGAAGUCUGGAAAACGUGGAACUGGCCGUCCAACUACCCUGACUACCGGGAUGUGCGAGCGUACUUCGAUCAUGUCGACAAAACCAUUGGCGUAAAAAAGGACUGUUCGUUUAACACGGUGGUUGUUGGCGCCAACUUUGAUACAGCAACCGGAAAGUGGAGUGUUGGUACAGAAGAUGGGCGAACGGCGAAAGCCAAGUUCUUGGUUUUGGGAACUGGAUUCGCUGCGAGGCGUUAUAUUCCCGAUUGGCCGGGCAUGGACAAGUUCAAAGGCGUCAUGCAUCACACCUCUUUCUGGCCCGAGGAAAACGUAGACGUGGCAAACAAGCGAUGUGCCGUCGUUGGCACAGGCGCUUCUGGCGUUCAGAUUGUUCAAGCAUGGGGCCCGGUUGCCGGCGAGGUCAAGGUCUUCCAGCGUACCCCGAAUCUAGCCCUGCCAAUGCGUCGCAGGAAAACGACUCCCGAAGAGCAAGAGCGAAAGCGAGUACUCUACCCCGAACUCUUUCAUCUCCGGGAGACCAGCUUCGCCGGCUUCCACUACGAUUGGUACGAGAAGAAUACAUUCGACGACCCUCCCGAGGGUCGCGAGGCAGUUUAUGAGAAGGCAUGGCGAGAUGGGGGGUUCAAAUUUUGGCUCAGCAUCUACAAGGAUAACUUGUUCGACGCCAAGGCCAACAAAGAAUCGUACAAGUUUUGGACAAGGAAGGUCCGGGCUCGCAUUGCCGAUGCACGCAAGAGGGACCUGCUCGCGCCAGAGACGAUGCCCCAUUACUUUGGCAUCAAACGUCCUUGCCUCGAACAUGAUUACUACGAGCAGUUCAAUCGACCUAGUGUUGAUGUCGUUGACAUCAGCAAAAACGCCAUCAAGGAAUUCACCGAGACGGGCAUCACCCUUGAAGAUGGCACGCAUCAAGAGUUUGAUGUGAUUGCGGUUGCCACAGGAUUUGACAUUGUAUCUGGAGCAAUGACGCAGCUUGGCCUACAGAGCAUCAAUGACACCAAUCUACAGCAAGAAUGGUCCUCCGGGAUAAGCACCUACUUGGGUAUCAGCGUCAGCGGCUACCCCAACAUGUUCCAUCUUUACGGGCCUCAUGGACCAACUCUUCUCAGCAAUGGCCCGACGACAGUUGAGGUCCAAGGCCGCUGGAUUGCCGACAUGGUGGACAAGAUGCAGCGGCAGGACAUCAAGUACGUGAAUCCAAAACACGAAGCAGCCCAGGAAUGGACAAGGCACGUCAUGGAGCUGAACGACAAGACCCUGUUUCCGACGACUAAAUCUACCUACAUGGGAGGCAACGUUCCUGGCAAGGUGUACGAGCCUAUGUGCUACUCCGCUGGGAUCGUGAGUUACAAGGCCGAAAUCAGGACUGCGCUGGAUUCCAUGCAAGGCUUUGAGGUCGUAAGCAAUGGGGAUAGGCGAAACCCAGAGUUCGCUGCUACUCUGUCCACCGGAGAGGAGAGUUUCCGGGUUCAGGUCAAGACCAUUUCGCUAUUCAAAAUAUCGGUCGCCGCGGCUGAUGCGUUUCUGGUCCAGUGGUGA
This is a messenger RNA of Metarhizium acridum CQMa 102, 1827 nucleotides long. RefSeq lists its product as uncharacterized. The record is from RefSeq and is a predicted model, not a curated record. Gene Ontology annotation, molecular function: flavin adenine dinucleotide binding; NADP binding; N,N-dimethylaniline monooxygenase activity. NCBI's taxonomy places the organism in Eukaryota, Fungi, Ascomycota, Sordariomycetes, Hypocreales, Clavicipitaceae.